CAUCCCAUCGACACUUUCACUUUCAUUUGUCCUUUUUUAAUCUUCGUGUAGUCGGUCGUGUUUAUGUACCGAGUCUGAGCUUUACAUGAUGUUAGCCAACUACACAUGUAGUGAAUGAAGUCGUGUCUCCGUCUCUGGACAGUUGUGUCUCCAUUGAAGCGGAGGCUCAAUCAGCCUUGAGUCAAUGGCGAUGAACAAGAAAGACGACAGGCAUAAUCCGCUGGCUACUGCCGGCUUUCUUUCAAGGUUAUUUUUAUGCUGGUUAAACCCGCUGCUGCACCUGGGCCAGAAACAGAGGCUGGAGGAAAGUGACAUGUACAGCGUUCUGCCCGAGGAUCAGUCUGAAAUACUGGGAGAGGAACUACAGAGAUUCUGGGACCAUGAAGUUAGAAAGGCUACAAAGGAACUUCGGAAGCCAAAACUCACAAGAGUCCUUAUUAGGUGCUAUGGGAAGUCCUACGCAGUGGCUGGGUUGUUUGUAUUUUCACUGGAGGUAAUUAAAGUGAUCCAGCCACUUCUUCUGUGGAAGAUAAUCCAGUACUUUGAGAGUUAUGACCCAGAAGAUGAGAGAAGUCUCAGCAUGGCGUAUGGUUACGCUGCGGCAAUGUCCCUCUCCGCCUUUGGACUGACCAUCCUCCAACAUCUCUACUACUACCACGUCCAAAGAACAGGCAUGAAGAUUAGAGUGGCCGUUUGUCACAUGAUAUACAGGAAGGCUCUCGGUCUCAGCAGCGAAUCCAUGGGCCGAACAACCACCGGACAAAUUGUGAACCUCCUUUCAAAUGAUGUCAAUCGUUUUGAUGAGAUUACACUCAAUCUGCAUUACUUGUGGGUGGGACCUCUUCAAGCCGUGGUGAUCAUCCUUUUACUUUGGUAUGAGAUCGGCCCCUCGUGUCUGGCAGGUGUGGCAGGCAUUGCCCUCAUGAUGGCUGUACAGACAUGGUUUGGAAAGCUCUUUGGCAUCUUCAGGAGUAAAACGGCCGUCCUUACUGACAAUAGAAUCCGCGUCAUGAACGAAGUGGUGUCUGGCAUCAGGAUCAUCAAGAUGUAUGCCUGGGAGAAACCAUUCUCAGCUCUGGUUAAUGAAGUGAGAAGGAAAGAAAUCAGUCAGAUACUGAAGAGCUCCUACCUACGAGGACUCAACAUGGCCUCCUUCUUCGCCAGCAGCAAGAUCAUUGUCUUUGUUACCUUCACCGUCUACGUUCUCCUGGGCAACAUCAUCACUGCCAGCAGCGUGUUUGUCACAGUUUCCCUCUAUGGCACAAUCAAGCUUACAGUCACCCUGUUCUUCCCACUUGCCAUCGAAAAGGUGUCAGAGACGGCCGUCAGCAUUCGCAGGAUUACGAAUUUCCUUCUGCUUGAAGAGGUUGAAAGAAGAAACUUUGUGCUACCUCUGGAAGAAAAGAAGGAAAACUCCAUUGAGAUUGAGAAGUUGACCUGCUACUGGGAUGAAAGUUUAGAUGCUCCAUCUCUGCAGAACGUCUCUAUCACGGUGAAGUCACACCAACUUCUGACUGUAAUUGGCCCAGUGGGGGCUGGAAAGUCAUCUCUGUUGAGCGCCAUCCUGGGAGAGCUAACUCAUGACUCUGGGACGCUGAAGGUCAAGGGUCAGCUGACCUAUGCCACGCAGCAGCCCUGGGUGUUCCCUGGAACUAUUCGCAGUAACAUCCUGUUCGGGAGGGAGCUGAACACGCAGAAGUACGAGAGUGUGCUAAAGGCCUGCGCUCUAAAGAAGGACCUGGAGCUGCUUCCAGAUGGAGACCUGACACUGAUCGGGGACAGAGGGGCCACACUCAGCGGGGGACAGAAAGCUCGUGUCAACCUGGCGAGGGCGGUGUAUCAGGAUGCAGACAUCUACCUCCUGGAUGACCCUUUAAGUGCUGUGGAUGCUGAGGUUGGGAAACAUCUGUUUGAGCAGUGUAUCUGUGGUCUGCUGAAGAACAAGUGUCGUAUCCUGGUCACCCACCAGCAGCAGCAUCUGAAGGCAGCUGACCAGAUUCUGGUCCUCAAGGAGGGUCAUAUCAUGGCUCAGGGCACCGUCAGUGAGCUGCAGCGCUCGGGCCUCAACAUCGUGUCCCUGCUGAGAAGCGACGAGGAGCAGGAUCGAUGGUCUCAAUCAGCUGACCCCGACAAACUGUCGUUACACAGCCAGAGGACCAAUUGCUCACACAGUUCACACUGUUCUUACAGCAGCCUCCUGCUGCCAGAGAGCAACUGCACUAACCAGCUUCCUGUUGAAACCGUUCAUACCAUGGCAGAGGAGACUCGAGUUGAAGGAAAUGUUAGUGGCCAAAUUUAUCUCAAGUACUUCACUGCCGGCUGUAACCUUCUGGUAUUACUGGUGAUAGUCCUGCUCAGCGUCACAGCUGAGGCUGCAUAUAUUCUGCAGGACUGGUGGCUGGUAUACUGGGCAAGAGAAGAGUUUUUUAACAACACAGCCACUGCUGUUAGCAUUAAACAUGGGAUUAAUGCUACUACUACCUCAGAUCAAGAGUUUAAUCUCACCUUUUACCUGAGCAUUUAUUCAGGUUUGACAGCGGCUGCUGUGGUGUUCGGCUAUGCCCGCAGUUUAGUGAUCUUUCAUGGGCUGGUGAGAUCGGCUCAGGCUCUACACAACAGCAUGUUCAGUGCAGUCAUCCGCACGCCUGUUCACUUCUUUGAUGUCAACCCCAUAGGAAGGAUUCUCAACAGGUUUUCCAGAGACAUCAGCCAGAUAGACUCGACGUUACCCAUCACCUUUGUGGACUUCUAUCAAUUAUUUUUACAGAACGUCGGUGUGGUUGCGGUGUCUGCCUCAGUCAUCCCUCUCAUCCUCAUCCCUGUCGUUCCUCUGCUUUUUUUCUUCCUGUACUUGAGGCGUUUCUACCUCUGUACAUCACGAGAUGUCAAACGUCUCGAGUCUACAACUCGAAGUCCAGUGUUCUCCCAUCUGUCUUCGUCUCUUCAGGGCCUGUGGACGAUCCGAGCCCUCAGAGCCGAGGAGAGGUUAAAGAAAGCCUUUGAUGCACAUCAGGACCUGCACUCAGAGGCGUGGUUUUUGUUCCUGAUGACGUCCCGAUGGUUUGCAUUACGCCUCGACAGCAUUUCCUCCAUAUUCAUCACCUUUGCAACGUUUGGCUGCAUCCUGCUGAGAGAUAGGCUUGAGGCUGGAGAGGUCGGCCUGGUGCUGACCUAUGCUGUGACGCUGGUUGGAAACUUCCAGUGGACGAUGAGGCAAAGUGCGGAGGUGGAGAACAUGAUGACGUCAGUGGAGAGGGUGGUGGAGUAUACGGAGCUGAAGAGUGAAGCACCCUGGAAAACACAGACGUGUCCUCCUCCUGAUUGGCCGGGUCAAGGAGCGGUGAGCUUCAACCGGGUGAACUUCUCCUACAGCGACGAUGGACCGCUGGUCCUCCAAGAUAUCAGCGCCACCUUCCACCCCAAUGAGAAGGUUGGCAUUGUGGGAAGGACCGACAGAUGAACUGAUCCAGAAAACUAUACGGGAGAAGUUCAGAGAAUGCACAGUGCUGACCAUCGCUCAUCGCCUCAACACCAUCAUAGACAGCGACAGGAUACUGGUUCUAGAUGCAGGGAACAUUCAUGCCUAUGAUGAGCCUUACACCCUGCUGCAAGACCCAGAAGGCAUCUUUUAUAAAAUGGUGCAGCAGACUGGCAAACAGGAAGCAGUAGAUCUACUAGAAGCAGCUAAACAGGCAUAUGACAGCAGAAGCCAUGACAAUCUGUCUAAUGGGCACGCAGUAACAGCGGACGGUAACUUGGUUAUUUUUGAGACAGCUCUGUGAGCCAGAAGACUAAAGGACGUCCCUGGACAUGUACUGCGCCCCCAGCCUCUGGUGAAAGCACACAGGGCCUGGAUAGAUGGGUCUCAACCAGUCCAGCUGCUGAGGAGACAGAGGACAGGAUCUGCAGAGGCACUGGCCUCUACAUGCACAUUAUGCUGUUUCCUUCAAGCUGGGAAAUCACUACUGUAAAAACUAUUGACAUAGAUCACUAUUUAUUUCUAUGCUAAAUUGCUUUUAAAUGGCCACAUAAUACUUUAAGUGCCUUAUUUCAGGUUUGCACACGUUAAUUUAAUCAAUGAUAGUGUAUAUCUGUAUCCAAAGUUGCCUUUAUGUUGUUGCACAGGACUAAUGAUUACCAAAUUAAGAAAUUGCAAUGUCAGUAAAAAAACAUUUCAGCCUUUUUAUACUGUUUCUAUUCACUCUGCUCUUUGCCACAACUCAAAUGGCCUGUUUGUGUUCAAAUGUGUCAUGACCACCUUACAUGUUUAUAUUUUGUUGUGCCAAUUUGUAUAUUUUUGUUGUCAAACGCUGCAUAAACACCUACAAAUCUUA
Messenger RNA from Morone saxatilis (striped sea-bass), 4334 nucleotides. RefSeq names its product multidrug resistance-associated protein 4-like. Lineage: Eukaryota; Metazoa; Chordata; Actinopteri; Moronidae. The record is from RefSeq and is a predicted model, not a curated record. Gene Ontology annotation, biological process: transmembrane transport. Gene Ontology annotation, cellular component: plasma membrane. Gene Ontology annotation, molecular function: ATP hydrolysis activity; ATP binding; ABC-type transporter activity.